Theileria parva strain Muguga is the source of this 423-nucleotide messenger RNA. RefSeq lists its product as uncharacterized. Lineage: Eukaryota; Apicomplexa; Aconoidasida; Piroplasmida; Theileriidae. The transcript has 2 exons. The coding region runs from base 194 to 349 and encodes 51 amino acids. The record is from RefSeq and is a predicted model, not a curated record.
AUAUUACUUGGAAUCACGAUAUUUUCGUAUUAAAUCAAAAUGUGUAAGGGACACGCGAUUAUGUUACAGAGAGAUAAUGUAUCAAUACUGCGUUUGAAGAAAUAUUAAAACUUAAAAAUAGGUAAUAAAAAGAUAAAAUUUAAUAAAGAAUUCAAAUUGUGAAUUAUGUAAUAGUAUAUAGCGUACUUUUCUAAUGUACUUGAAAUAUAAAAAAAGUACACGAUGCAUUAUCCCGUACCUUCAUCUUCGAAAAGACAAAACGGGACACAGCAAACUGAAAUAUAUUAAAAAUAAAACCUAUAGGGACCUGUUAUGUUUUAUAUUGUGUUUAGUUAAAAAUGUAUUUUAAAAAAUCACAUCACCUGGAAUCCCGACAUUGAUGUGUAAACAAAAACAAUGAAUAAAUGAAUACAUUAUAUAUUA